Molecule: messenger RNA, 501 nt
Organism: Dacryopinax primogenitus
Lineage: Eukaryota; Fungi; Basidiomycota; Dacrymycetes; Dacrymycetales; Dacrymycetaceae
Product: ankyrin
Exons: 7
Coding region: 1-501 (166 amino acids)
Biological process (GO): protein localization to ciliary inversin compartment
Cellular component (GO): ciliary inversin compartment
Molecular function (GO): protein binding
Source: RefSeq, a predicted model, not a curated record
AUGUCUGAACAAGGAGCUUCACCAAAUGAGCGGCUCUUAGCGGCUGCGAAGCAGGACAACGAGGAGAUGUUGCUUGAGGUGUUCGAGAAAGAGGGUACCUAUGACAUCAACGCUGUGGAUGGCCUUGGAAAUACUGCAUUACACUACGCUGUGCAGUACGCGUCGAUAGAUUGCCUGGAACAUAUAUUAGAACAGGACUUGUGCGAUGUCGACAUCCAAAAUCGGCUAGACAAGGCGACACCGCUUCACUUGGCUGUGGGGGUAGAGGAUGAGGAGAUGCGGCAUUAUGUCGUUGCCUCACUACUGGAUGCAGGCGCCGACCCGAAGGUUCGCAACAAGUUCGGGAACACACCGUUGGAUAUGGUGCGAGGAGACGAUGACCGUACGAGAGAAAUCUUCAAGAAGGCCGCAGCGACGGCAACCAUGAUUGCCGCAGGGGACAUUGUGGAUGAGGACGAUUUGGAAGAGGGCGACGAAGAUGAGGAGGAGGAAGACGACUAG